This is a messenger RNA of Capsella rubella, 2358 nucleotides long. RefSeq names its product cation/H(+) antiporter 10. Gene Ontology annotation, molecular function: antiporter activity. The coding region runs from base 1 to 2358 and encodes 785 amino acids. Gene Ontology annotation, biological process: proton transmembrane transport; regulation of pH. The record is from RefSeq and is a predicted model, not a curated record. The transcript is spliced from 3 exons. Gene Ontology annotation, cellular component: membrane; endomembrane system. Lineage: Eukaryota; Viridiplantae; Streptophyta; Magnoliopsida; Brassicales; Brassicaceae.
AUGGACGAUACGACUAUCUACCUGAGUGGUGAUUGCCGUGUAUCGUUCUUCAACAUCUCUUCUCAAGGAUUGUUCGAGAACCUAAAUUCGCCUGAUGUGAUUUUCGAGUACUCGUUGCCUCUCUUGGAGAUGCAAAUACUAGUUAUAUUCUUCGCCAUUGUCAUGUCUCACAUGUUCCUCAGACGCUUAGGCAUAUCCCCGAUCGCUUCCUAUAUGAUGGCUGGAAUAGUUCUAGGGCCUCAGCUAUUCAAUGUACUAGAGAGAUCUUCAAGAAAAUUAUCUGUGGAUCCUGCCUUGGAUGGAUCCGCGAUGUUAAGAAGCAUCUCGGUGUUUGGAACCAUAAUGUUUACGUUUUUGAUGACCGUUAGAACCAGCCGACGAGUGGCCUUCCAUAGCGGGAAAUUGCCCGUCGUGAUCGGGAUUGUAUCCUUCUUUGUUCCUUUGUUCGGUCUAGGUUUACAAAACCUUUUCUCUGAUAGCAUUGAUCCUCACUACAUGCCGCUAGAUAAAGCUUUGGGCGAGCGCACUGCGAUCAUCAUAACCCAAUCUGCUAUACUUUUACCUUCUACAACAUAUAUUUUACUAGAGCUCAAGAUACUCAACUCUGAGCUUGGCCGCCUUGCGUUGUCAGCAUCUAUCAUUAACGACAUCUUGGGGAUAUUUUCCAUGGUACUCGCUUCUCUUCAGGCGACCUACACGCAUGUUUCACAUCUAACAGCCUAUCGUGACUUUAUCGCGGUGAUCAUCUUCCUUCUCAUCGUCUUUCUUGUUUUUAAACCGGCCGUGCAAUGGAUCAUAGACCGCACACCUGAAGACAAGCCCGUGGAGAAUAUGUACGUUGACGUCGUGAUUAUAACCGCAUUGGCCUCUGCGGCUUAUUUUGUGUUCUUUAACAUGAAGUACAUCUUAGGACCGUUAAUGAUCGGUCUCAUCAUACCGGAAGGUCCGCCCUUAGGAUCUGCCCUAGAGGCCAAGUACGAGAAGCUCACAAUGAACGUGUUCUUACCAAUCUCAAUCACAGUCAGCGCGAUGAGAUGUGAUGGAAUAAGUAUCUAUAACCAGUUCAAUGACAUCUUCUUCAACAUCUUCUUAACAUUCCUAACACUUUUCUUGAAACUAGUCUCAUGCUUUGGACCUUCCUUGUACUACAAGCUACCUCUUAAUGAAUCAAUGGCUGUUUCUCUCAUCUUGAGCUACAAAAGUUUCCAUGAUUUUGUUCUCUAUGAAGCUGUUUUAGACGACAAGUAUAUAUCGCAAGCCACUUACGCCUUCUUGAUCAUUUUUUCGCUACUAAACGCUGGGAUUGUCCCUAUGGUGUUAAGGAGCAUGUACGACCCGAAACGAAAGUACGUUAAUUAUCAGAAGAGGGACAUAUUGCAUCUUGAACCUAACUCCGAUCUUCGAAUUCUAACUUGUUUGCAUAAACCUGAAAACGUCUCGGAGACCAUUGCAUUUCUCCAAUUGUUAUCUUCUCCAAACCUAGACUUUCCCAUGGCGGUCACAGUUCUUCACCUGGUGAAGCUCGCUGGUCAGAUCAACCCAAUCAUGGUACCACACAACAAGAACUUGAAACGGCUUAACCACAACUCAUACAUCCAUACGGCAAACCUUGCUUUCAGACAGUUCAUGCUAGAAAGCUUAGAGUCCGUAACCGUGACAACGUUCACCGCGUUUUCGCAUGAGAACUUGAUGCACGAAGAUAUUUGCACACUCGCACUUGACCAGUCUACAUCGAUGAUUGUUCUUCCCUCGGGGAGGAAAUGGACCAUGGAUGGGAUGUUUGAGUUUGACGACAAUGCCAUAAGAAAUUUAAACCAGUCAUUGCUAGACCGUGCACCUUGUUCUAUAGGCAUACUAGUGGACCGUGGACAGUUCUCACGGAAAAGCAUUGUAUCGAGUAAAAAAAAAUACAACAUUGAUGUUGGUGUGAUAUUCAUUGGUGGCAAAGAUGACCGAGAGGCACUAGCACUGGUGAAAAAGAUGAAACAUAACACGAGGGUCAGUGUAACCGUGACCCGACUUGUAUUUAAGCAAGAAGCAAAGCCAGAUUGGGAUUACAUUUUGGAUAAUGAAGGUUUAAAGGAUAUAAAGGUUCCAGAAGAAAACAAUGACAUUGUUUAUACAGAAAGGAUUGUGACCAGUGGUGCUGAGGUAGUCACCGUUGUCCGAUCGCUAGCGGAAGUGUACGAUCUUAUGGUGGUCGGGAGAGAUCAUGAUAUGACAUCAAAAGAAUUGUUAGGACUAAUGGAGUGGGUUGAACUACCAGAGUUAGGUGUCAUUGGGGAUUUGCUUGCAGCUAAAGAUCUCAACUCUAAUGUUUCGGUUUUAGUUGUUCAACAACAACAACAACAAGUGUGA